Angiostrongylus costaricensis is the source of this 300-nucleotide messenger RNA. Lineage: Eukaryota; Metazoa; Nematoda; Chromadorea; Rhabditida; Metastrongylidae. The record is from the annotation of a GenBank genome assembly.
UUGUCGAAUUGUAAAACCGGUGAAUGUUUGUUCGUUAAUAUAUGCAAUGGAGUGGCAAAUAAAUUCACGUGUUUUCUUUUCGACUUCCGUUCCAUCACAUGGUUGAUGUUUGGUUGCUUCCUACUCGUACUGUGUAUAUGCUCCUCACUGGUGGCUUGCUAUGCCUGUCGAGCCAUUCGGGAGUCAUUGAAAUGGCAGGUGGUUCACACUCCUAACCGGGAUGUUGUUUUCAAUCAUUCAGGACCAAUUCAUUAUAUUCACACUCCUACCACUCGGCAUCCAUACGGCACUAGACGCUAA